This is a messenger RNA of Hevea brasiliensis (rubber tree), 580 nucleotides long. Its product is annotated as heavy metal-associated isoprenylated plant protein 47-like. The transcript has 3 exons. The record is from RefSeq and is a predicted model, not a curated record. The coding region runs from base 89 to 448 and encodes 119 amino acids. NCBI's taxonomy places the organism in Eukaryota, Viridiplantae, Streptophyta, Magnoliopsida, Malpighiales, Euphorbiaceae. Gene Ontology annotation, molecular function: metal ion binding.
CAUCUAUAAAUACUCAUUCUUGAUUCUUUCUUCUUAUUCUCAUCACUCAGUGAACAAAAACAACAUUUUCUUUGGAGCUCGGGAGAUAAUGAAACAAAAGAUAGUCAUCAAGGUGACAACUUGUUGUGAUAAAUGCCGAAGCAAGGUCUUGAAGACAGCCGCUACUGCAUCUGGUGUGAAUUCGGUGGCAUUAGAAGGAGAUGACAAAGAAAAGUUGGUGGUGAUAGGAGAAAGGGUAGAUGCAGCCUGCUUGACCAAGGCCCUCCGGAAGAAGGUGAACUUUGCAAUCUUAGAAAGGGUAGAAGAGUUGAAGCACCAAGAGAAAAAGCCUGAGAAAAAGCCAGAAGAUGAUAACAAACCAACUCCACCUUGUUGUCAAGAAAGACCUCGUUGUGAAUUGGUUAGUGUGGUUUAUGAUACAAAUCCAGAAACUUGCACCAUCCUGUGAUAAGCAAAAUUUUCUUGUAAUGUCUCAAUUUCUUUCCCUUUUUUUCCCCUCUCUUAUUAUUACUAGAAAUUAACCCGCUUGUUAUGUUUAAAUGAAAUAAGGUGUCAAUAAAGUUAACUGUGUAGCCAUCCA